GCGGGCAUGUGCUGGCAGUCGCUGUGCAAGUGUCGUGAAGCAACAUCCUCCCUCAUCCUGCAGCAGCUGCUUCGAACUGCUUCCAAACAAAACGGUGUUCCGCAUCUCUCUCUCUCUCUGUGUUUGUGUGUGCGUAUGUUUUGCGUGCUGUGUGCUUAUUCAAAGAUCUUGUCCAGCACUUGAGAAGACGGACAAAUAUUUGCUCAUUGCUUCUGCUCCACUACCGAAGGGAUUUUACCGCUAAUUAAGCGCCUCGGCUACGCCAAACACGAUCCUUCUGCGCAUAGCCCGGAUCAAGUGUGUCUGUGUGUGAGUGUGUGUGUGUGUGAGUGUGUUACCCAGAAGAAGGGUGGUGGUUCAAGUGUUUUAUUUUCCCUUAACGAGUGCCGCACCAUCCAAGCAGCCCAACACCAAGCCCAAUCGGAAGAGGGCUUCUAGAAAACUCGGACGGACGGACCACAGGUCGCGGGGCAGAAGGCAGCACACCACAGCACUAUUUGCGCGCCCAGAUCGAUUGACCAGUGUCGUACGGCCAGCGGAGUGUCGUGCGUUAUCAGCCCAGUGGGGAAACAUAAAAAUCAUAAUGACGUCGCUGGCGGUAAUGGAGCUAAACAACAACUGCGGCGGCGAUGAGAACCGGAACGAAGAUUGCGAAAAGUAUCUACGCGAGCUGACGAAAACCUUCACCGGCAUCGACAAACCGCUCAAGAACGCAAGGAAGUGUGAAACGCUGACCGAUUUGAUCGGCGAGCUGCGCAAAACGUUCGACUCGGACCACGUCAACAUCGAGUACGUGAACCAUCUGAUGCUGAGCUACCAGUCGAACCCGGCCGAGUGGCGCAAGUUUGCCAAAUUCGACCGAUACCGCUACACCCGAAAUCUGGUAGAUGCCGGUAAUGGCAAGUACAACCUGAUGAUUCUCUGCUGGAACGAAGGGCACGCAUCGGCCAUCCACGAUCAUGCCGAUUCGCAUUGCUUCAUGAAGAUGCUCAAAGGACAGCUGAUGGAGACGCGCUAUGCCUGGCCGAAGGAUGCGACGGUCACGGAGGACAGCAAGGCGGACAUUGGUAGCGGUCAGCCGGCUGGCGAAGAGGUGGAAUACAAUGGGGACGAGCUGGAGGAGCUUUCGCGCAGCACGCUGGAAACGAAUGGCGUGUGCUACAUUAACGAUACGCUCGGGCUGCACCGGGUCGAAAAUCCGAGCCACACCGAUGUGGCCGUCUCGCUGCACCUGUACUGCCCCCCGUUCGAUGUGUGCUCCAUCUUUAACAAACAAAAUGGCAAGCGCACCAAGUGUAAGGUCACCUUCUGGAGCAAGUUCGGCAAACGAGAAUCCUCUAAUGUGAACUAGGACUUGAUAGCUGGCAGUCGGCAGAUGUAUCGAGACUGACGUUUGCAAGUGAUAGCAAUGAAACGAAUGCAUGAUCAUUUUUCUGCAUUUCCGUUAGUGGUAAUCCUCCAAGAGAAACGCUAGGGCUGUAUUUCAGAUAAGAUAAGUAAAUGAGAUUACUUUUAGAUUACUGCUCAUAAUUCAGGGCAAAAGUGUGCUACGAGUGAAUAAAAUGUCUAUAACGAUUAAA
This is a messenger RNA of Anopheles arabiensis, 1580 nucleotides long. RefSeq names its product cysteine dioxygenase type 1. NCBI's taxonomy places the organism in Eukaryota, Metazoa, Arthropoda, Insecta, Diptera, Culicidae. The record is from RefSeq and is a predicted model, not a curated record. The transcript is spliced from 4 exons. Bases 584 to 1351 code for a protein of 255 amino acids. Gene Ontology annotation, biological process: L-cysteine catabolic process. Gene Ontology annotation, molecular function: ferrous iron binding; cysteine dioxygenase activity.